This is a messenger RNA of Carcharodon carcharias (great white shark), 639 nucleotides long. Its product is annotated as EEF1A lysine methyltransferase 3-like. NCBI's taxonomy places the organism in Eukaryota, Metazoa, Chordata, Chondrichthyes, Lamniformes, Lamnidae. Gene Ontology annotation, molecular function: protein-lysine N-methyltransferase activity. Gene Ontology annotation, biological process: peptidyl-lysine methylation. The record is from RefSeq and is a predicted model, not a curated record. The transcript is spliced from 3 exons. Bases 1 to 639 code for a protein of 212 amino acids. Gene Ontology annotation, cellular component: cytoplasm; cytosol.
AUGUUGGGUGCUAACCUGGGCGUAUCUGCGUAUGUCUGGGACUGUGGAGUUGCCCUUUGCCGAUAUUUUGAGAAGCAAGGCAUCACCUUUAGCGGGAAGAAAGUGAUUGAACUGGGAUCGGGCACUGGAAUCGUAGGGAUUUUAGCAACGCUACUUGGUGGAGAUGUAACCAUGACGGAUAAGCCAAAAGUCCUAAAGCAAAUCGAAACAAAUGUCAUCGUCAACGUCCCCAAUGCCUGCAGACACCGUUUACAAGUCCGUCCCUUGACAUGGGGUGAAAACCACACCAACUUCCCCACCGACUAUGACUUCAUCUUGGGUUCGGAUAUUGUGUACAGCUCAGUUACCUACCCAGCUCUAAUAGAAACAUUGUGCCAUCUCGCCAACCAAGGGACUACAAUCUACCUCUCUUCAGAAUUACGGGAGAGGAAUGGAUCCCCUUCUUUCCACGAGGAGCGUCUACCUCAGUAUUUUAACUGCCAUGUUGUUGACAGGUUGGAGGACAAAGCUAUCACUCUCUACAAAAUGACCAAAAUCGAUACACGUCCUGGGGAUUGUCUCCCAAGUGACGAUAGAAAUCAGUUAGUCACUGAACCUAACACUGGGUCUCAACCAGCCUCCCUGUCAUCGCCUCAUUAA